Molecule: messenger RNA, 1446 nt
Organism: Epithele typhae
Lineage: Eukaryota; Fungi; Basidiomycota; Agaricomycetes; Polyporales; Epitheliaceae
Product: FAD/NAD(P)-binding domain-containing protein
Exons: 3
Coding region: 1-1446 (481 amino acids)
Biological process (GO): secondary metabolite biosynthetic process
Molecular function (GO): monooxygenase activity; FAD binding
Source: RefSeq, a predicted model, not a curated record
AUGGCCCACCACACGGCCGCCGCCCCCGCCGCGAACGCCAAAGGCGUCUCCAAGUCCUCCACCCUCUACGACGGCCGCACCGCCCCCCACUCCCUCCACGUCCUCGUCGUCGGCUGCGGCAUGGGCGGGCUCGCCGCCGCCCACUGCCUCGGCAAGGCCGGCCACCGUGUCACCCUGCUCGAGGCCGCGGCCGCCAUCGGCGAGGUCGGCGCCGGGAUCCAGGUGACCCCGAACCUCUCGCGUAUGCUCUGGCGGUGGGGCGCUGGGCCCACGCUCGAGGCCGUCGGCGUCCGCCCCGACGCGAUCGUCCUCCGCCGGUAUGCGACUGGGGAGCGUAUCGGGUACACGAGCUGGAAGGACAUGGAGGCGCGUUACGGCGCGCCGUACUACCACGUCCACCGCGCCGACCUCCACAAACUUCUCUUCGACCUCGCCGAGCCGUGGAUGACCCUUCGCCUUAACGCGGCCGUCGUCGCCGUCGACCCGGAGACCCCUUCGGUCACGCUUCAAAGUGGGGAGGUCAUCACUGGGGACCUCGUCGUCGGGGCGGACGGAAUCAAGAGCCUGUGCCAACAGGUCGUCCUCGGCUACACGAAUCCAGCUGACCCGACGGGCGACGCCGUGUACCGCGCGAUUGUGCCGUCGGAGCUGCUGCUCAACGACCCGGAGUUGCGAGAGUUCGUCGACGUCGCGGAGAUGACGGGGUGGAUGGGCCCGCGGCGGCAUAUCAUGGCCUACAACAUCCGCAGCAAGAAGGAGUACAACAUCGUGCUCGCCCACCCCGACGACGGCUCGGUCGAGUCCUGGACCGCCGAGGGCAGCGCGGACAAGAUGCGCGCCGAGUUCGCCGACUAUUGCCCGCAGAUGCACAAGAUCCUGGGCUUCGUCAAGUCGACGCUCAAGUGGCGCCUCAUGGACCGCAAGCCGCUCCCGACGUGGAUCCACCCCUCCUACAAGGUCGUCCUCCUCGGCGACGCCUGCCACCCGAUGCUCCCCUACCGCGCGCAGGGCGCGGCGAUGGCGGUGGAGGACGCCGCCGUGCUCGGCAGCCUCCUCUCGCGCCUCUCCUCGCCGUCGCAGCUGCCCGUGUUCCUGCGCGCGUACGAGGCGCUGCGCCUUCCGCGCACCGCGGAGACGCAGAACCAAUCCCGCCUGAACCAGCACACGUUCCACCUUCCGGACGGGCCCGCGCAAGAGGCGCGCGACGCGGACAUGCGCGCCGCGACCGCGCGGGAGCUCGAGCGGCUCCGUCAAGGCCGCGCCGUCGGCGAGGACGACCUCGGGCGGAGCGCGGGCGCGGCGAACCAGUGGGCGGACGAGCGCAAGAACGAGGAGCAGUUCCUGUACGACGCGGAUGCGGUCGCUGAGCAGUGGUGGCGCGAGACGGGAGCGGCGGCGCUCGCGAUGCCCGUGCAGGCGAGCAGCACGCCACUGUCGAGGUUGUGA